This is a messenger RNA of Onychostoma macrolepis, 1575 nucleotides long. RefSeq lists its product as uncharacterized. Lineage: Eukaryota; Metazoa; Chordata; Actinopteri; Cypriniformes; Cyprinidae. The transcript has 8 exons. Gene Ontology annotation, biological process: response to bacterium. The record is from RefSeq and is a predicted model, not a curated record. The coding region runs from base 15 to 1271 and encodes 418 amino acids.
AGGCCGAUGGACACAUGAGGAAUACAAAGCACAAGGAUUAUUUUGGAAGACAACAGAUCAUGAAAUAUUACUUAAUUGUUUUGCUUGCCUCAACAAUAGUCUGCUCUUCUGAUGUGGAUGUUGUUCAGGAGGAUAAUGUAAAAAUAGUUCGAGCUGGAGUGGAUGUGAACCUUACUUGCACAUUUUCAAAGCUUUUGCAAUCAACAAAAGCAUGGUUUAAACAGACGGCUGAUGGAAAAUCUUUACAAAUUGUAUCUAUAUAUUUAAAUCAACAACCCAGUUGGAAUGAGGACUUUGAGAAGACAAAUCGUUUUAAAGUUAUUAAAGGAGACGAUCAUUUUAAUCUGACCAUUUUAAAGAUAAAGCCUCCAGACUCAGCAACAUAUUUCUGUGUAGUCGCCGCACAUUACAUCAUUGGAAUGGGUGCAGGAACCAGAUUACUUGUCAGAGAUGCAGCCAUAGGCAGAAACAUAACUCUUCAGCAGUCUUUGAUAGACACGCUUCAUCCAGGAGAUUCUGUGAGUUUGCAGUGCAGCAUCUUCACUGAGAGUUGUUCUGGAGAACACAGUGUCUACUGGUUCAGACAAAGCUCGGGUGAAUCUCAAGGAGUGCUUUACACCAAAGGAGAGAGAAAUGGUCAGUGUGAGAACAGCACAGAGACGCGAACACAGAGCUGUGUCUACAAUCUCUUCAAGAGCAACAUCAGUCUCUCUGAUGCUGGGAUUUACUACUGUGCUGUGGCCACAUGUGGAGAGAUACUGUUUGGAAAAGGAACUGAACUAAAUUUUCAAGAAAAUGUUGACAUGAGCCCAACCCUUCUUGCUCUUGGAUUUUCAAACAUCAUAUUUUUGGCUCUUGUUGUUUUUCUGGGAAUAAAAUUAUACAGGGGUCAGAAUAAAAUGCCUGCAUCUCAAGAGAGUCAAAAUGAAGACACACUGAAUUAUGCAGCCAUUAGUUUUGGUCAGAAAACUCUGAACACUAGAAGAGCCAAAGCAAAGAUCAGUCAGGACCAGUCUCUGUACGCACAGGCACAGAAAAGAACGCACUGCAAAUGGAGUAAGUGUGAAACACAUCUCUUACGUGUGAGCACAGCCCAUCCUGCUUCCGGUGCAAACGGAGAAGGCCUAUGUCUGAAACUUCUUCUUCUUCUUCUUUUGGUCUUAUGGCGGGUUGCGAACCAACUUCAAAGGUGCAUACCGCCACCUACUGUGAUGGAGUGUGAAGAGAAUUAUCUAAUUUCUAUAUCCUAUAAUAUAACCCACAAUUCUUGAUGAAUUUUUUGACUACAUUUAUUUGUUUCCUUGAAUUUGGACUAUCAUUUAAUAUAUUCGUUAUACUGAAUUCCCGGCACCCUACUGCCUGAAGAUCUUCCUUAAGAAUCCUCCUUUCUUUUUCAUAUGCUUUACAUUCCUUAAAAACAUGUUCUACCGUCUCAUCUAACAAACAAACCUCACAUAAACCUGUGUUGUGCUUCCCUAUAAUGUGUAAAGUGUAAUUUAAAUUUGAAUGUCCUGUUCGUAAAUGUGUAAAAAUAAUUUGUUCUCUUCUACUUAAAUUGAAACUUAUUUUGCUUUU